This is a messenger RNA of Microdochium trichocladiopsis, 2848 nucleotides long. RefSeq names its product glutamine:fructose-6-phosphate amidotransferase. Bases 290 to 2395 code for a protein of 701 amino acids. Gene Ontology annotation, molecular function: carbohydrate derivative binding; L-glutamine:D-fructose-6-phosphate transaminase (isomerizing) activity. The record is from RefSeq and is a predicted model, not a curated record. The transcript is spliced from 5 exons. NCBI's taxonomy places the organism in Eukaryota, Fungi, Ascomycota, Sordariomycetes, Xylariales, Microdochiaceae. Gene Ontology annotation, biological process: fructose 6-phosphate metabolic process; protein N-linked glycosylation; UDP-N-acetylglucosamine metabolic process.
GUUUGUUGUCCAUGAGUGGCCCAGACAGCAAUGCUUUAAGUAGCUCCCCACGGCCCUCGUCCCCCCUUGCAUCCUCUCUGCCUCUUGUUCUGCUCCUCCUCUCCCAUCUUCAUCCUCCUCGUCUCUUGCAUUCGUUUUCCAGAUACCCCUCUUUCAGGUGCCAGCAUCCGGCACUGCCCCAGAGCUCCUCCAUCAGAAGGGUGGUACUCCCCACCGCUCUCUCUGCUCCAGCAGCAAGCUUGCUACACCUACAACACACACCUCCAACAACACAGCCAGCACAGCAACCAUGUGUGGAAUCUUCGGCUACAUCAACUACUUGGUCGAGAAGGACCGCAAGUUCAUCCUCGACACCCUCGUCAACGGUCUCGCUCGUCUCGAGUACCGUGGUUACGAUUCGGCCGGUCUUGCCAUCGAUGGCGACAAGAAGAAGGAGAUCUUGGCCUUCAAGGAGGUUGGCAAGGUUGCCAAGCUCAAGGCUUUGAUCGAGGAAUCCAAGCCCGACCUCACCAAGGUCUUCGACUCGCACGCCGGUAUUGCACACACCCGGUGGGCUACUCACGGCCCUCCUUCCAGAGUCAACUGCCACCCUCACAGAUCGGACCCCACCUGGGAGUUUUCCAUCGUCCACAACGGCAUCAUCACCAACUACAAGGAGCUGAAGACCCUGCUUUCCAGCAAGGGCUUCAAGUUCGAGACCGAGACGGAUACUGAGUGCAUUGCCAAGCUCGCCAAGUACCUCUUCGACCGCAACCCCAACGUGGGCUUCGUCGAUUUGGCCAAGGCUGUCAUCUCCGAGCUCGAGGGUGCUUACGGCCUGCUUAUCAAGUCUGUGCACUACCCCCACGAGGUCGUCGCCGCUCGCAAGGGUUCACCGCUGGUCAUCGGUGUCAAGACUGAGAAGCGCAUGAAGGUCGACUUCGUCGAUGUCGAGUACGCUGAUGACAACGCUCUGCCCGCCGAGGCCGCCUCUCAGAAUGUGGCCGUCAAGAAGCAGGCUGGAGGCGGUCUCCUCUCGGUCAACAACUUGCUCGGUGCUCCCGACAAGUCCCUUCUCCACCGCUCGCAGUCGAGAGCUUUCAUGACCGACGAUGGCCAGCCCAUGCCCGCCGAGUUCUUCCUCUCUUCGGACCCCUCGGCUAUCGUUGAGCACACCAAGAAGGUCAUGUACCUGGAGGACGACGACAUUGCCCACAUCCACGAGGGAUCGCUCAACAUCCACCGUCUGAAGAAGGCCGACGGUUCCUCCAACGUCCGCAACAUCCAGACCCUUGAGCUUGAGCUCCAGGAGAUCAUGAAGGGCAAAUUUGACCACUUUAUGCAGAAGGAGAUUUUCGAGCAGCCCGAGUCCGUGGUCAACACCAUGCGUGGACGCCUCGAUGUCGAGAACAAGUCCGUCACUCUCGGUGGUCUGCGGUCAUACAUUGCCACUAUCCGCCGGUGCCGCCGUAUCAUCUUCAUUGCCUGCGGUACUAGUUAUCACUCCUGCAUGGCUGUUCGCGGUAUCUUCGAGGAGCUCGCUGAGAUCCCGAUUGCCGUCGAGCUGGCCUCCGACUUCUUGGACCGAGAGGCACCAGUCUUCCGUGACGACACCUGCGUCUUCGUCUCGCAGUCCGGUGAGACUGCCGACUCCCUCAUGGCUCUUCGCUACUGCCUGGAGCGCGGUGCCCUGACUGUCGGCAUCGUCAACGUGGUCGGUUCGUCCAUCUCCCUGCUGACGCACUGUGGUGUGCACGUCAAUGCCGGUCCCGAGAUUGGUGUCGCUUCCACCAAGGCGUACACUUCGCAGUUCAUCGCCAUGGUCAUGUUUGCUUUGUCUCUCAGUGAGGACCGCGCCUCCAAGCAGAAGAGACGCGAGGAGAUUAUCGAGGGUCUUGCCAACAUCUCUGGCCAGAUUAAGCAGAUCCUCGAGCUCGACCAGCCCAUCAAGGAGCUGUGCAAGAAGACCUUCAAGGACCAGAAGUCUCUGCUUCUCCUCGGCCGUGGCAGCCAGUUCUCCACUGCCCUCGAGGGUGCGCUGAAGAUCAAGGAAAUCUCCUACCUUCACUGCGAGGCUGUCAUGUCUGGUGAGCUCAAGCACGGUGUGCUGGCUCUCGUUGACGAGAACCUGCCCAUCAUCAUGAUCCUGACCCGUGAUGGCCUCUUCAAGAAGUCCCUCAACGCCUACCAGCAAGUCGUUGCCCGCAACGGCAAGCCCAUCGUCAUCUGCAACCCUGGCGAUGAGGAGUUCAAGUCGAACCAGGCGGAGCAGAUCGAGGUUCCCAAGACCGUCGACUGCCUCCAGGGUCUCCUCAAUGUCAUUCCUCUGCAGCUGAUCGCCUACUGGCUCGCUGUCUUGGAGGGUCUCAAUGUCGACUUCCCCCGUAACCUCGCCAAGUCUGUGACUGUCGAGUAAAGGAAGGGAUUUGGCGAUUGGGUGUACGAGGCACAUGUACAAGAAGGGAUCAAUUGCAGGCACUUCAUGAUGAUGACGAGUCUAGUAGGAGAAGUGACCAGCACCCUGGCUCGUUGUAUGCGAUGUUUUUCGGCCGGGAGUUGGGACGCUUGGAACGCGUGUUUACGAUACGAUACCUAUAUGUUGAUAUGACUGAGGAAGAAAGAAGCGACCUGCGAAAAAAGGCCUCGUAUAAUAGAAGAUUACAAAACAAAUGACUUGGGGCCUGGCUUCACGUGACUGUAGAACCCGGCAACGUUUUUACACAUCUAUGAUCCAUCAUAGGGCUCGGGGUCGGAUUCGUGGCGGAGUAUAUCAACGGCAUUGCUCAUUUCUAGUCCAAUACCAAUGAAACACAUGUCACACUGUGGACAACAUUCAUUGACGCAUGCCCGCACACAGUCGUUUGUUCAU